UGCACCUCUUCAAAGACAAAAUUGGCCCUCUAUCAACACUCAGUCUCUCCACGAAUCCAGCACAAGGAACUCCAAGAUGCCGGACACAAUCAUGUCCAAGGAGCCCAGUUCCGACCUGGAGAGUGCCAUGCAGAUGCUCAUAAAGACCUUCCACAAGUAUUCAGGGAAGGAGGGUGACAAGUACACGCUGAGUAGGGGUGAACUGAAGGAGCUGCUAAUUGAGGAGCUGGGGAGCUACUUAGGGAACUCCAAAGAUAGUGAAGCAGUUGAGAAAGUGAUGAAUGACUUGGAUGCUAACAACGACGGGGAAGUGGACUUCACCGAGUUCAUCAUUCUAAUGGGCGCCCUCACGGUCGCCUGCAAUGACUUCUUCCUGGAGUUCAAGACAGAUGACAACCCAAAAGGCGAGUCGGCGGCGAAGAAAUGA
Molecule: messenger RNA, 427 nt
Organism: Monopterus albus (swamp eel)
Lineage: Eukaryota; Metazoa; Chordata; Actinopteri; Synbranchiformes; Synbranchidae
Gene: s100s
Product: S100 calcium binding protein S
Exons: 4
Coding region: 77-427 (116 amino acids)
Cellular component (GO): cytoplasm
Molecular function (GO): calcium-dependent protein binding; calcium ion binding
Source: RefSeq, a predicted model, not a curated record